AUGGCAGCUACAUCAAAAGCUCAAUGUGCAAAAUGUGAGAAAAAUUCUGGUAUACUCACAUGCGAUGGCUGUUUAGUAAAGUUUUGUCGACGAUGUUUCAAUGAUCAUCGUCAAGAUUUGUCAAAAGAACUCGACAAUGUUGUUUACGAACACGAUAUGGUGAAACAGCAGCUCGAAACACCAAAUGAAAAUGACUGUCAUAAUCUCUUCAAGCAAAUUGAUAAAUGGAAGAAAGACUCUAUCGAUAAAAUUAAUCAACUCGCUGAUCAAUGUCGGACUGACGUUGUGAAAUUGCUAGAUAAAAACAAGGACCGGCUUAUGGAUAGAUUUCUCAAAAUAACGAAUAGAGUUCGUAAAGGUACAGACGAUGAAGAUUAUGAUGAACGAGAUCUCAGCAAAUGGAUAAAUGACUUAAAAGAAUUAAAAGAUGAACUUAUCGAAUCAUCGAACUUCCGCGUCGAAGAGGAUAAACAACAAUCUUCUUGGAUUCAGAAGAUCACAGUACAUGAAGAUUUCCGCGACCAACUAAAAGCAAAAGAUGGUAACUUAUGA
This is a messenger RNA of Didymodactylos carnosus, 552 nucleotides long. The record is from the annotation of a GenBank genome assembly. Lineage: Eukaryota; Metazoa; Rotifera; Eurotatoria; Philodinida; Philodinidae.